Messenger RNA from Thunnus maccoyii (southern bluefin tuna), 2011 nucleotides. Its product is annotated as overexpressed in colon carcinoma 1 protein homolog. The coding region runs from base 428 to 685 and encodes 85 amino acids. The record is from RefSeq and is a predicted model, not a curated record. NCBI's taxonomy places the organism in Eukaryota, Metazoa, Chordata, Actinopteri, Scombriformes, Scombridae. The transcript is spliced from 7 exons.
AUGUCUGAACUCAAGAAAACUGAGGAAACACAACACUGGAACUUCCCAGCAAUAUGUACUGCAACUUUCAAACUUUUAAAAAAUUGAAAACUCCCCCAAAAAACGUAACAUCUUGUCAUAUUUAUAUGUCUAAAUUCGGGUAUUCUGCAGCAACACAUCCCUCAAACUUCCCAGCACCGUACUGCACCUUUAAAAAAUUGAAAACUCAAAAAAAACUGAUUCUUCUGUCGUUGCUCUCCCCUAAUCCCACUCCAAAUCCACUUCUGCUGUAUUUGGGCUGAAAUGCACCAAUUAAAUCAAUUCUAGCUGACUUUGAUCUACUUCCCUCAAAUUGUGCAGGGAUUUCAAAGCACGAGACACGCACAGAAACACACACGCACACACUCGAGAGAGAGAGGCUCUGCUCCCUCAACAGCAGGGAUAAGAGAUGGGAUGUGGAAAUUCCUCUCCAACCUACACCAACAAUAACAGCAGCAGCAGCAGCAGCAGCACAGGAGGUCGUGCUGAGUCUUCAUCAAAAGGAUCAGAAGACUCUGUGCCAGAUGACGACAAACGGAAGAAUUAUGGAGGCGUCUACGUGGGUUUGCCUACAGACCUGAGCAACAUUCCUCAAGUACAGAUAGGAUCACUAAGAGAGAAUGAGAGAGACUCCCUCAGGAAGCCGCUGUGGGGGAACAGCCUCUAAUUUUAAUGAAGAUCCAGGUGUGACAGAAGAAUGAUAUGUCAGGAGGGAGUUUGUCGUGUGAGAAGAAGAAAUUCUCCAGGCGACCGUCAGAUCCUCAGUGUUGUCAUCAGGAAGUCUCAGAUGGGAAACAGCAGCAGCAGCACCCAGCGGAGCCAAUCUCCUCUCUCAGCGUCCUCUGUAAUGGGACCAACUACACCCGGUUUGACUGACUGUGGAGCCGAACUGGUUAUAGACUUCUGUGCUUUUAUGGAAGCAGAUGUCAACCUGGACUCACGCUUUAUAAAACAGAGACAGUUUGAUGUUUAUAAAGAUGAAGGUGUGCCAAGACGCUGCAGAUUUUUAUCUCAUCCAUCGACUUCACUAGAGGAUCCGACUGGGUGAGCUUCAUUUGGCUUCAUUGGCAUGCUGCAAGCAAGGGCACCAGAAGUAGUAGUCCAAGGGGCCACUUUACUCUCCUCCCACAUUCUUUUUAUAUUGCAUCCUAUAUUGAAACACUUACGGUAAUUCAUUCCCGUCCACUCUAAGACAUUAGGUAAAAUAAAGCGGGCAAACAAAGCAGGAAGAAUAUUUACAUUUUAAUCCAAUCAAAGAAGACAUAGUCACACAAAUCAAAUGCAUACAGUGUAUAUUGCGACCAAUAAAAUUGUUUCAGUGCUUUGUUACAUUGUUUAAGUUUGUUUGAGCCGUUAACUUAGCUAGCUGAACUAACCAUAGCUAUCAAAUAGUAACAUAAUAUAAGAGAGUGAAAUACAGUCAAACAAAACCGUUAAUGUUAGGGUUAAUGUUUGACCUCACCUAAACUCACCUGUAGUUCGGUGUGUUUGGAGUGAAAACCUGCACGCUCUCGGUCCUCCAGGGCAAACAGUAUACAUAAAGUGGCUCCUGCUGUGAGAUGACGUCAGUGAACUGUAUUUCUCCAUGGGGCAUUUACACGGCGAAGAAACGAAAGCUGCGUGUUUGUUACUGAACAGAGAGUCGUUUUUGUGCUCAAGGUGAACUCACGAACGAUGCUGGUUGUUUAGGACGUUGCUUAACUAAACCAUAUCAUGUCAUACACAUGUAGGCUACAGGGACUGUAGAUGGAGAGAGGUUACGAUUCAACUGGAGGUACUGCGGUGAUUUGGAUUGUACAAGCGUGUAAUGCUGCAGGGUUAACACUACUGGUCAGGAGUUGAUAGAUUUGUAACUACUUGCUUUCGAGAGAUUAAAUUUCCUGGUAUAAAGUUAAAAUCUAGACACAAUGUUAAAGAAUAUGGCUGGCAAUUUUCUGUGUUUUUUCUUUCUGUCAAGGAAUCAUCAAUGAACUCAUCCUACUAACUAGUAUUG